UUUCUCACAUAAAGCAUUGACAUUAGCUAAAAUUUGUAAUUAAACUCUCAACACUGCCCGUGAGCUUUUCCAACACUGUUCGAUAAGAGUAAAUUCCAGUUGCGGCCAACUUCACGCAGCUUUUUGCACAACUUUUGACACUCGAAUCCAGUUGGGGCAAAGAAAGAAAUAGAAUUAAUAUCAAUCAUGUCGAUCUCAAACUAUAGAUUACAGACCAAAGUGCGCCUGCAGCCUCUGGUGCUAUUCCAAAUUAUCGCGGCCUACGAGCGGCGCCCGAAGACGGCCAAAAUGGCUGUGGGCACACUGCUGGGACGUCGCGACAGGUGCAACGACAUCAUCGAGAUCACCAACAGCUACACAGUGCAGCACAAGGAGCAGCAGAUUGGCGAGAUGGAACAGUUCAAGCUGGACACGCAGUACGCGAGCGAAAUGUUCGAACUGAAUCAGAUCACCUAUCCACAGGAGAAGAUCAUCGGAUGGUACAGCACCGGGAAGUCGCUCUCGCGCUCGGCUGCUGCGCUGCACGCUUACUAUGCGAGGGAAUGCCGCGACAUGCAGCCGCUGCAUUUGCUCGUGGACACAACUCUGAGAGGUGGACACAUGACCACGCGCCUCUAUUGUGGCGUCACGAUGGGCGUGCCGGGCGGCACUAGGGGCCUGCUCUUCACACUGCUGCCGCUGCUCAAAAUAAACACAGAUGGCGAUGAGUCGGUGGCUUUGCGGCUCAUGCAGAAGCAGGCGCUGCAUCCGACCAAGCAGCUGGGUCGCAUGCUGCCGGAGCUGGUGCACGUAAUGGAGGCGACUCGAGAGCUGGAACAGAAAUUGGAUCUAGUGAUGCGCUACAUCAAUGAUGUCUUGGCGCGCAAACGUCGACCGGACAACAGCAUUGGACGUGCUCUGCACGAUGCUCUGACAUCUGUUCCGCUGCUGGAUGCGGACAGCUUUCGCGUCAUGUUCAAUGCCAAUGUGCGCAACAUGCUGAUGAGCAUUACGCUGUCCAGCAUGAUCAAGACCCAAAUGGAGCUGAGCGAGAAGCUGUCCUAUUUGCCAGAUCAUUGAUUGUUGUACUUUGUUUUAUGAAUUUAUUAAAUGAGUAAUUAUUAUUGGGCAGUU
This is a messenger RNA of Drosophila hydei, 1113 nucleotides long. RefSeq names its product eukaryotic translation initiation factor 3 subunit F-2 (gene eIF3f2). The transcript has a single exon. Bases 187 to 1059 code for a protein of 290 amino acids. The record is from RefSeq and is a predicted model, not a curated record. NCBI's taxonomy places the organism in Eukaryota, Metazoa, Arthropoda, Insecta, Diptera, Drosophilidae. Gene Ontology annotation, molecular function: translation initiation factor activity; metallopeptidase activity; translation initiation factor binding. Gene Ontology annotation, biological process: translational initiation. Gene Ontology annotation, cellular component: eukaryotic translation initiation factor 3 complex, eIF3m.